This is a messenger RNA of Arabidopsis arenosa, 2537 nucleotides long. Lineage: Eukaryota; Viridiplantae; Streptophyta; Magnoliopsida; Brassicales; Brassicaceae. The record is from the annotation of a GenBank genome assembly.
GUCGCUCUCAGAUUUAAAGUCUUCUUCUCCGGUCGAUUCCACCUUCUUCUUCCCCAAAACCGAAGUCCUUAUACCGUAAUUUUAUCAAGUUUUUUUCCCGAACCGAUUCUUCCCGUAACCAAAACCCGGUCACAAACCUGCAAACCAAAAAGGAUGGAUUCAGAUUUGGAACCUGUAGCUCUUACACCACAGAAACAAGACAGUGCUUGGAAACACUGUGAAGUUUACAAAUAUGGAGAUCGAGUUCAGAUGAGAUGUCUUUACUGUCGGAAGAUGUUUAAAGGAGGUGGUAUUACAAGAGUUAAGGAACAUCUUGCUGGUAAGAAGGGACAAGGUACUAUCUGUGAUCAAGUUCCUGAAGAGGUUCGUCUUUUCUUGCAGCAGUGUAUUGAUGGUACUGUGAGACGUCAGAGGAAGAGACGUAAAUCGAGUGCUGAACCGUUGCCUAUAGCUUAUUUCCCUCCUUGUGAAGUGGAGACUCAGGUUGUUGCUCCUUCUGAUGUGAAUAACGGGUUUAAAUCGCCGAGUUCGGAUGUCGUAGCUGGUCAAAGCACGGGAAGGACGAAGCAGAGGACUUAUAGGAGUAGAAAGAAUAAUGCUUUUGAGAGGAAUGAUUUGGCUAAUGUUGAGGUUGGUGGUGUGAGCAAUAUGAGUGACUUGAUUGAUCGAGAUAUGGACAAUUUGAUUCCUGUGGCUAUUAGUAGCGUGAAGAACAUUGUGCAUCCGUCUUCGAAAGACCGGGAAAAAACAGUUCAUAUGGCAAUGGGACGGUUUCUGUUUGAUAUUGGAGCUGAUUUUGAUGCGGCGAAUUCUGUUAAUUUCCAACCGUUUAUCGAUGCGAUUGUUUCUGGAGGAUUUGGUGUUUCUGUUCCUACUCAUGAAGACCUUAGAGGUUGGAUUUUGAAGAGUUGUGUAGAGGAAGUGAAGAAAGAGAUUGAUGAAUGCAAAUCUCUGUGGAAGAGGACAGGAUGUUCCGUUUUAGUUCAGGAAUUGAACUCCAACGAAGGCCUGAUGAUCCUUAAGUUUUUGGUUUACUGUCCCGAGAAAGUAGUGUUUCUGAAAUCAGUUGACGCAUCGGAGAUAUUGGAUUCUGAGGAUAAAUUGUAUGAGUUACUUAAGGAGGUAGUUGAAGAGAUAGGUGAUACCAAUGUUGUUCAAGUUAUUACCAAAUGUGAAGAUCAUUACGCUGCUGCUGGGAAAAAGUUGAUGGAUGUGUAUCCUUCUCUGUACUGGGUUCCUUGUGCUGCACACUGCAUAGACAAGAUGCUUGAAGAAUUUGGGAAGAUGGACUGGAUAAGAGAAAUUAUCGAACAAGCUCGAACUGUCACAAGAAUUAUUUACAAUCACAGUGGUGUUUUGAAUCUUGUGAGGAAAUUCACUUAUGGCAAUGAUAUUGUGCAACCAGCCUUUACCAGUUCCGCCACAAAUUUUACAACAAUGAGAAGAAUUGCCGAUCUAAAACCCCAUUUGCAGGCCAUGGUUACUUCAUCCGAGUGGAAUGAUUGUUCAUAUUCGAAGGAAGCAGGUGGAUUAGCAAUGACUGAGACUAUCAAUGAUGAGAAUUUCUGGAAGGCAUUAACAUUGGCAAACCAUAUAACUGCUCCGAUUUUGCGGGUUUUGAGGAUAGUUUGUUCUGAAAGGAAGCCUGCUAUGGGGUAUGUCUAUGCAGCAGUGUACCGAGCAAAGGAAGCUAUUAAGACACAUCUGGUUCACAGGGAGGAUUACAUAGUCUACUGGAAAAUUAUAGAUAGGUGGUGGUUGCAGCAACCUUUGCAUGCCGCUGGUUUCUAUCUGAACCCAAAGUUCUUCUAUAGCAUUGACGAAGAAAUGCGUAGUGAGAUCCAUUUAGCGGUUGUUGAUUGCAUAGAGAAAUUGGUCCCUGAUGUCAACAUUCAAGAUAUUGUCAUUAAGGACAUAAACUCAUACAAGAAUGCUGUUGGGAUUUUCGGAAGGAACUUAGCAAUCAGAGCUCGUGACACAAUGCUUCCAGCUGAAUGGUGGUCUACAUAUGGAGAAAGCUGCUUGAACCUGUCACGUUUUGCUAUACGCAUUCUGAGUCAGACAUGCAGCUCAUCUAUUGGCUCAGGGAGAAACCUGACACUAAUAUCACAAAUAUAUGAAUCAAAGAACUCCAUUGAGCGACAACGGCUCAGCGAUCUUGUAUUUGUUCAGUACAACAUGCGCCUCAGACGACUGGGCAGCGAAAGCAGCGGAGAUGAAACUGUAGACCCGUUAUCACACAGCAACAUGGAAGUUCUUGAAGACUGGGUUUCAAGAAACCAAGUUUGUAUAGAAGGAAAUGGAAGCUCAGACUGGAAGUCACUCGAGUUCAUUAAGAGGGCAGAAGAAGUAGCUGUUGUUAUCGACGAAACAGAAGACUUGGGGUCAGGUUUCGAUGAUGCCGAGAUAUUCAAAGGGGAAAAGGAAGCGAGUUAUGAAGGCGGUUAUUCGGAGAAUCUGUUCACUUGAACUUGCACCUCUCUCUGUAAUCACCAUUAGGAUUUGAUUUGUGUUAUUAAUAGAAGUCUUUACCAGUU